GUUUGCGAGGCGGCAGUGGCUGGGCUCCGCGCUGCCGCCGGCCACCUAGGGGAGCGCUGGCGAGGCGCGGGCGCUCGGCGUAGGCGGCCGCGGCCCAGGCUCUCGGCGCGGCGCGGCAGCAGAAAUCCUAAAGUAAAUCCAUCAGGAUGACACCUUCUCAGGUCACCUUUGAAAUCAAAGGAACUCUUUUACCAGGAGAGGUAUUUGCAAUAUGUGGAAGCUGUGAUGCCUUGGGAAACUGGAAUCCUCAAAAUGCUGUGGCUCUUUUUCCAGAGAAUGAGACAGGAGAAAGUAUGUUAUGGAAAGCAACGAUUGCGCUCAGCAGAGGAGUGUCAGUUGAGUACCGCUACUUCAGAGGCUGCUUUUUAGAACCAAAGACUAUCGGUGGUCCCUGUCAAGUCAUAGUUCACAAGUGGGAGACUCAUCUACAACCACGAUCAAUAACCCCUUUAGAAAGUGAAAUCAUUAUUGACGAUGGACAAUUUGGAAUCCACAAUGGUGUUGAAACACUGGAUUCUGGAUGGCUCACAUGUCAGACUGAAAUAAGAUUACGUCUGCAUUUUUCUGAGAAACCUCCUGUCUCAAUUACCAAGAAAAAGUUCAAAAAAUCUAGAUUUAGGGUAAAGCUUACACUAGAGGGUCUGGAGGAAGAUGAUGAUGAUAAGGUAUCUCCCAGUGUUCUUCACAAAAUGACCAACAGCCUAGAGAUAUCCUUAAUAAGUGACAAUGAGUUCAAGUGCAGGCACUCACAGCCAGAUUGUGGGUACGGCCUACAGCCUGAUCGCUGGACAGAGUACAGCAUACAGACAAUGGAACCAGACAACCUGGAACUAAUCUUUGACUUUUUUGAGGAAGAUCUCAGUGAGCAUGUAGUUCAGGGUGAUACUCUUCCUGGACACGUGGGUACAGCAUGCCUCCUGUCAUCUACCAUCGCUGAGAACCAAAGGAGCGCUGGAGUCCUUACUCUUCCCAUCAUGAGCAGAAAUUCCAGAAAAACUAUAGGCAAAGUCAGAGUCGAUUUUAUCGUCAUCAAGCCAUUACCAGGAUACAGUUGUUCCAUGCAGUCUUCAUUUUCUAAAUAUUGGAAGCCAAGAAUACCAGUGGAUGUUGGACAUCGUGGCGCAGGGAACUCAACAACAACUGCCCGGCUGGCUAAAGUACAGGAAAAUACUAUUGCCUCUUUAAGAAGUGCUGCCAGUCAUGGUGCAGCAUUUGUAGAAUUUGACGUCCACCUUUCAAAGGAUUUUGUGCCUGUGGUAUAUCAUGAUCUCACAUGCUGUUUGACUAUGAAAAAGAAAUUUGAAGCUGAUCCAGUUGAAUUGUUUGAAAUCCCAGUAAAAGAACUAACAUUUGACCAACUCCAGUUAUUGAAGCUUUCUCAUGUGACUGCACUAAAAAUCAAAGAUCGGAAACCAUCUCUGGUUGAGGAGGAACAAUUCCUUGCUGAAAACCAGCCAUUUCCUUCUCUUAAGAUGGUUUUAGAAUCAUUGCCAGAAAAUGUAGGAUUUAAUAUAGAAAUAAAAUGGAUUUGCCAACACAGGGAUGGAGUAUGGGAUGGCAACUUGUCAACAUAUUUUGACAUGAAUCUGUUUUUGGAUAUAAUUUUAAAAACUGUUUUAGAGAAUUCGGGCAAGAGAAGAAUAGUAUUUUCUUCAUUUGAUGCAGAUAUUUGUACAAUGGUUCGGCAAAAGCAAAACAAAUACCCCAUAUUAUUUUUGACCCAAGGAAAAUCUGAAAUUUAUCCUGAACUCAUGGACCUUAGAUCUCGGACAACACCCAUUGCAAUGAGCUUUGCACAGUUUGAAAAUAUUUUAGGGAUAAAUGCCCAUACUGAAGACCUGCUUAGAAAUCCAUCCUAUGUCCAAGAGGCAAAGGCUAAGGGAUUGGUCAUAUUCUGCUGGGGUGAUGAAACCAAUGACCCUGAGAACAGAAGGAAACUGAAGGAAUUUGGAGUAAAUGGUCUAAUAUAUGAUAGGAUAUAUGAUUGGAUGCCUGAACAGCCAAAUAUUUUCCAAGUGGAGCAGUUGGAUCGCCUGAAGCAAGAAUUGCCAGAGCUUCAGAACUGUUUGUGUCAUUCCGUUAGUUCUGUCAGCCAGCUAGUCUCUUCAUCUUUCUGUGGGGAGCCUAAUAUCCACGUGGAUGCCAACGGCAUUGAUAAUGUGGAGAACGCUUAGUCACAGAGGAUGCCGGGGGCACGUGCGGCUGCUCUGAUGUUCAGUUUUCACCAUUGAACCACUGCUGCUGCCUUUUAGGUUUCUCAGUCCGAUGAAGCAAUAAUGAAGUGUUUUACUAUUUCAUUAUGGUUCCCACAAGAAUAUCAAGUAUGCUAUUUAUAACUUGGCCAGGUAUAAUUACCAGUCAGUCUGUAAAAUGAGAAAAUGAGAUAUCUAAGCCUAUAAUGUUGACUCUUCAUUUGAAAGCAUAGUACUUGGAAAAUAAUUAUAUAAAUAUCUCAUAUUUAAACUUUAGGCUUUUUAUUUGAUUAGGUGUUAAUUCUUAAGAGCUUGAGAAAAAUGACUGCAUAAUUAUACCUGACCAUGGAAAAAAUAAGUACCUCAAAUGCAUGCAUUUGCACUGGUGGCUCCAGCUGCACAAACCCCAUGUCAUCCGUGUACAUGGCAUCUUUCCUUGGGUUGAUAGGAACUACGCCAUCUUUUUUCAGUGUAAGCCUCAGACUGCUGCCGUUUUCCCACUGACCCAAACCAGCCUUCAGACUUGUUGCAUAAACUUUUCAAAAAUGUUAAAAUUCCAGAAUGCUGCAGGGUAACUUAAUGUAUAAAAUAUUAGUAAAAAUAUAUAUUGCAUAUAUGAUAGUAUAGAUCACAAUGUAUAAAUUUGACUCAAUGCAUGCUUUAGGUCUUAAGCAUGAGAUUGUACAUGUUUACUGUUAAGUCCUUGCAUCUGGUGCUAGGUGAGUGAGAUGUCAAGGACUGAAAAUACUUUGCCGCCUAAAAAAAACAAAGUCUGUUUGUAGACAGUUUGAGUAUGCUUAUUUAGUGUCUCACUACCUAGUGAACGUAAGUGCCGUGUGCGCUACACAGUAGUUAAUUUAAAUUCCCAUGCAGAAAAAUAAAUGUCCUGAAUUCUCACAUUGGUAUUCUUUAUUGUUAAUGUAUAUCAUGUAUGUAAUUUAGGAAUAUAGAAGAAUCUUACUGUGUAUAAAUGCAUGUUUGUAGGAUUAUACUAAGAUUUUUUUCAUUAGAAGCAGAUUGUAUCGAUAAAACUGUAACUUCAGAAUGAAUGUUAAAUAAAACAAUGGAUUUAUUUUUUCCUCAUUUUAAAAUGAAAUUUCAAGAAGGUGUUACUUUUGUAGAAUGGUUUUAUAAUGAUAUUCUGAUAAAUAGAAAUUUCAUUCUGGUUAUGUGGGCUGGCUCACUUCCUUAGUGUGUUCCUCCUGAGGUGGUGUGUCCAUAUAUUGACAUAUUUUGACAGUAGCUGGGAACCUAAGACUUAAAAUGACAAGUUAUACCUAGUUUUGUGUGUGUGUAUGUUUUAGAGACAACCUGUUUAGCCUGGCUGUUCUGAACUCACUGUGUAAACCAGCUAGCUUUGAACUCUCAGCUCCAUCUGCCUCUGCCUCCUAAGUGGUAUUAAAGUCAUGCACCACCA
Molecule: messenger RNA, 3609 nt
Organism: Psammomys obesus (fat sand rat)
Lineage: Eukaryota; Metazoa; Chordata; Mammalia; Rodentia; Muridae
Gene: Gpcpd1
Product: glycerophosphocholine phosphodiesterase 1
Exons: 20
Coding region: 147-2174 (675 amino acids)
Biological process (GO): glycerophospholipid catabolic process
Molecular function (GO): starch binding; glycerophosphocholine phosphodiesterase activity
Source: RefSeq, a predicted model, not a curated record